This is a messenger RNA of Ooceraea biroi (clonal raider ant), 3314 nucleotides long. It is a transcript of the gene Lsd-2, whose product is annotated as Lipid storage droplet-2. Gene Ontology annotation, biological process: positive regulation of triglyceride storage; lipid storage. The record is from RefSeq and is a predicted model, not a curated record. NCBI's taxonomy places the organism in Eukaryota, Metazoa, Arthropoda, Insecta, Hymenoptera, Formicidae. Gene Ontology annotation, cellular component: cytosol; lipid droplet.
CUGUAAGAAAAUGUACUCUGCUUCUCUCUGAACAUUCUAUUUAGAAAAGUGCGAAAUAUAAAAUAUCAUUAAAAACAUUUAUAUACUGAAAUAAUUGUACAUUCUUCUGCUAGUGAAAACUUUGCAAUCAGACUCUAAAGAAACAAUUCAACAUUUUUGCAUUUACUUUCCAAGGACUGUUUACAUCCAUAAUCAAACGAUGAGUAAUUGAAUGACAUUUUUCUGACUGAUAUCUUCUUUUGAUCGAAGACCUAUUUAAUCAAAGGAUGGAAACUUACAGAAACGAGUUCAAGUCUACUCUCGGAUCAAUACGUUCCCUCGGUGCAGACCGUCUCGGUCGUUUCGUUACCGACGUAUACUCGUUCAGUAGCAACUAGUAUGUAGUAUACAUUCGUAUACUACAUCAAGAACAAUCCACAGCAACGGCAGCACGAUCUCGUGGCAGUGUGCUGUAUCUCCGGCGGAUGUUGUCGGGUAGUGAGAAAUGACAGAGGGUUCACGGCAGGCGCGCGGGCGGAUCGGAAAGUGUAUAUAUAAUUGAUCGCGGCUGCGAUCGCAGUAAACAAAUUUCGUCGAACGAGGCCGUGUGAGUCAGGGAUCAAGGUACAAGCGGCCGAUCGUGGAGAGGGAUCCCGACGACGAGGAAGGAAGGGAAAACGCGCAGAGUAGCACGCAGGGCAGCUCCGACCGAAGGAAGGCUCGUGUGGACUCACAACGUUCACUGUCAGAUUUUGCUGCCGCGCGAAACAAAGGACCAAAGGAUCUGUCUUAUCCAGGAGAAGGAAGUCUCGGCUCGAUCGCAGCCAUGGACACGGAACUCACAGAUCAGUUUUACCGUAUCCAAGCGGUCGACCGUGCUCGUAAGAUACCCAGCGUGAAUUAUUUGUGGGACAAAUCCACGGAGGUGUACGAGCGCGUGAAGGGCGCGAACACAUUCGUCAACUGGGCCUUCGACACUGUCGAGAGCGUGGUGAACACGAUGAUAGAGAAAUCCCUGCCGGUCGCCAGACUGAUGGAGAAGCCGAUCUACACGCUCGACAAAACGUUGUGUCAGGGUAUUGAUUUCGUUGAAAUAAAGCUGCCCAUUAUCAAGGAGGAACCUAAACAGAAAUAUAUACCAUACUCUAUACACAUUUCUUUCAUGCAGAUACUCAACCGCACCAAGUCCAUCGUAUCCGAACGUCUCCGUCCCGCGGUGAGGACCUUUACCGUUCUGAAGCAGGAAACGAAGCAGAGAGUGAGGAUCAUGACACUGCUUACGUAUUACAAGGUUCACUACCUGAGAGUCUACAGCUGGCAGCAGGCGGACAAAGUCAUGUCGACUGAGACGGGUAUUAAUAUUCUAAAGACCGUCGACAAUACCACCGAUCUCGCAGAAAUCAUGCUGGACAAGUACUUACCGCCACCAGAGGAGGAGGUUCACACUGAUACAGAGAAAUUGUGCAGUGAGCACGUGAAGUUACACCACACGAUGGAGAGGCUGAGCGAGUUCAGCAGCCGGGCGUCGCGACGCAUCUAUUACGCGCUGAUGGAGAGGCUGCAGCACAUGUAUAAGAUAGAGAUACUUAUUUUGGUGCUGCACGCGCUCGUAGUAAUCCAAGCGGUCAGGUUUCUCGAAUCGGUGGUGAACUUCGUCUUUAAAUUAUUCAGCGACUGCCUGUUCUCGUAUUAGAAAAGAGGAGAAGGAGGAGGAAGAAGAGGAGAAGAGGACACGCUGCUCUAGUCUGCAAUAAUUCGUGCGCACGCAAUGACACUUGAGGAGUCCGACUAUUUUUUAUCACUUUUACGAGAGUUACCGCCGCCCCCCUCGAUGAAUACAUUUCACUUGCAAACUGCGAAUUUUACUUAAUAUGCGUGAAACGCGUGAACAUUCGCGGAAUAAUUCCACGCGCGGACGGAAAAGGAUUAAAAAAAGGAGAAGGGAAAAAGAGAGCGGCGCUCCUCUCGGUCAUGAUAUACGACACCGUUUCUCAUAAUAUCUCGUCGUAUUUGCAUAUUGCCGAGUUUUUAAGUAACCCGGCGAUUGCCGUUUCUCAAGAGAAGUGGAGACGAAAUUUUGGAAAGUAAUUCUCUGCGAAGGCUUAACGUCGGUUUUAUAUCUUCUGACGUGUGCAGGACGUUCCGCAAUCGAUGUAAACGUUAGAAUUACGAAUGUAAAAUAUUACAUCAAUGCAAUGAAUAUUUUACAUUAAUCACGAACGCUGCGAAACAUCCUGCACAUUUGCGAUAUCAUGUUUUAUCUUUUCAUACUUCAAAACUGCACCGAAAUGCACCGAAAAGAAGAAUGUGUGCAGUUUUGGGUCUCAUUUAUCUUUAUAUAUGUGUUUAACUAUUAUAUACGUCGUUUUUUAAUCAUCAUGUUACACAUUCAGAUUUUUAUUCUAGUUAAUAUUAUUAAGGAACUGUACGUUAACGUGACAAUGAAUCGGUCAGAACGCGAAUGCGAAUCAUCGAAGCGAUCAUAUCGGCGUUCUUGCUUGGAGAACGCAGCGCGAUACUUUUCGUAGAUUCGCUUUUACGUGCUUUACAUAGGUGUAACCGCGCUUCUCGUACCCUGUUUUUCUGUGAUCACAGGUAUGCGUAUCCGAAAAGCGCGGUACUUGCACUUGCACGUGACUCUCGAGCGCUUAAUAAUACCUUACUUAUACUUGUUAAUACUUCUUGUUAAUUAUAGAUUUAUAUAAAAAGUUUGUCUCUCUUUUUUUAUGCAAAUAAUUAUUGUUGCAAGAUGUGAUGUUAACCGUAAGCACAAUCGAUCCCAGGAGGAUAGUGUAGCAUUUUAUAUGCAGUUAGAAGAAAGGAUGUAGAAUAGUUAGUAUAUUCUAUAAUGAAACAUAAUGUGCAAUACGUGUCCCGCGUUAAUCGCGAAAGUUAAAUUGAAAAGAGCAACAUUGAAUAUCAAGAUUUUAUCUGUAACGACUGUGAUGAGAAGAAAUUAUUCUAACUUAUAUAGUUUAUUUGAUGUGUUAAUUUGUGAUUGCGUCAUGAAAGUGUAAAGUUUUCUACUGUGUCAAUAAUACGGAAAAAAAGAAAGCGUGGAAUGAACAUAGUACAAAAAUUGCAUUAUAAUCAGAGCGCGGGAAUUUCUGAGAAAUUUUACAGUAAAUUCGCGUAUGCAUCUGUCAGAUUUCUGCGCUGUAUUUAUGAGAAAAUAUCAAAUGAUUCGUAAGCGGACAGAUUGCAUAUGAUUGUAAAUGCUUACACUAACAAAUGACACACGAGUCCACUAUUGUCUUCUGUACUUACCGAUGCAUUUUUGUAUACACUGUAAAAAAGAUGUACAUUGAAAAAUGAAAAAAAAUGUUUUAUUGCCA